Talaromyces marneffei is the source of this 3207-nucleotide messenger RNA. RefSeq lists its product as uncharacterized. Gene Ontology annotation, biological process: post-transcriptional tethering of RNA polymerase II gene DNA at nuclear periphery; protein import into nucleus; mRNA export from nucleus. Gene Ontology annotation, molecular function: structural constituent of nuclear pore. NCBI's taxonomy places the organism in Eukaryota, Fungi, Ascomycota, Eurotiomycetes, Eurotiales, Trichocomaceae. The coding region runs from base 1 to 3207 and encodes 1068 amino acids. The record is from RefSeq and is a predicted model, not a curated record. The transcript has 6 exons. Gene Ontology annotation, cellular component: nuclear pore outer ring; nuclear pore.
AUGGCGCCGGUCUUCAAUUCGCCCGGCGCCACGCGAAGUGCGCCGAGUUUUGCUUUUGGGAGGACAACCCAACCCCAACCCUUCAGCAACCAACCUGAUAUUAUCGAGAUUGACGACGAUGACGACGAUGAUCAGGUCGGCGACAAUGAAAAUAGCGUCGAUGAGAUGGACCAAGAUGAGAGUGACGACGCUGAAGAAAACGAUGAAGAUGAAGUAAUCGAAGACGAAGACGAAAGCAAUGUCGACGAUGACGACGAAGAAGAGGAAGAAGAAGAAGAACUUACUGUAGAGUCACUUGGAAAAGUCAAUGGGAUUGAUUCUUCAGGUAUUUUCGCCACCACUAGGACUUUGCAGAGUAGUCCAGCCAUUCGUCUUCCUCAGUCAUCGAUGUUCACUUCUUCAGGUAUUCAAGAGGCCCUGCACCCCUUACGACACACUGCCGAUCGCGUCACACGCCAAAUGCAAGCUUUUGCAGAGAAGCUUGAUCGCUUCAAACAGCAGGACCGUACUCAAGAUUCCUCUUACCAAGCCGCGUACUCUUUAAUCAAAAGCUAUCAACAGCACGCCUCGGACACAAUCAAAGAUGCUUCCCGCCAGAACACCAUCCAGAAGGCCAGGAUGGGCUGGAACACAAAUCGGGUGUCAGAACAACCAGAUGCGAAAACACAGGAAGAUUUGCGGCGUUUGCAGCUCGAAGUUGAUACCUGGGAUCUUUUUCUCAAUCUGAUUGCUGCAGAUGAUCCCAAAGCGGUUGAAUGCGUUAAUGACACACGGAAAUCAGCCUUCCAAAACUUGCAUCGCUACUCCACCGACAAGGAAAUCUGGGACCAGUUUUUGAUGGCCGAUAAUUAUGCCGCAGAGUGCGCGAUGGUUAUGAAGUGGCUCGAAGUCAAGGCAAAGUCGUCUUCUCAGCAUCUGGACACCAUGAUUGCGAAUCUGGAAGCUCAAGCAGACAGGGGCAGCGGGCUGUGGGCUCACGGUUGGCUGUACACCAAGGAGUCCAUCAAAGGUCAAAAACGACUACGGGCAUGGCCGCAACCGCUAGAGCCUGGCGAUCCCGGUCUUUUGGCUUCAAUGCUCGAUUCCGACAACAAAGAACCAUUAAUCACUCAACUUGAUCCAGAUGCUAUUAUUCGUCAAAAACACGGAUUACAGAAACAAGACCAGUUCUAUGAACAAGCCACUUGGUUGACCUGUUGGAAAAUGAUCAGACAGGGAGAGACCUGGGGAAAAAUUCAAGAGUGGUCUCAAGAACGUCUCGAAAGCUGGCGUGCGGUGAGUCUCUGUGGCUCAAAAGUCGAAAAUCAAUCGUCAGGUGUCAAGAAGCAGGCAGAUGAUAGCAUGACGCGCAUGAUGAACUGCAGGUCCCAGGACACAUGGCGAGCUGCUUGCUCCGCUCUCGCUCGUAAUCCAAACACGGGCGAUUACGAAAAAGCUGUUUAUGCAUUGCUUAGUGGUGAGACAGAGCCGGCAUACCGCGUGUGUCAAAGUUGGGAUGACCACCUCUAUGUCUUUUACAAUAACAUCCUCCUCUCACGCUAUCGGGAAUUCUGUUCUCAAUUUGCUAGAAAGCUCAGCCAUUCUCCUCUGGCGAUCGUGCCUUUCACUCCUGAGCCAAUGGACUACAGCGCUAUUCAAAGAUUUCUGGAGAGCCUGAGGGCCCAUGAAGUCAUUGGCAUGGAAGCUCGUAACCCUUACGUGACAAUUCAAUCGGCAAUCCUAGGCAGAAACUUUGAUUCUUUCUUUUUAUCAACGGCAAGAGCAGCAUCAGAGAGCAACAAGGCCUCGCCAUUCUUGUCUUUGAUACCAGAUGUUGGAGGUACGGGUGUUGACAGCUCAGCACUUAUUGCAGUUCGAGAUAAGGACGCAUUACGCAUUAUAACCCACCUGUAUAUCAUUACGCAGAGUUUGUCAUAUACUCGGUCCGAUUCGCACUUUUCUGAGACAACUGCGCUGAACGUAAUUGCUUAUGUGGAAAACCUGCGUCAAGCUGGACUCACGGACUGGAUUCCACUUUAUGUCUCUUUCAUGCCGACUCGAUUGGUUCCGGAUGUCAUUGUGCAGGUGCUGAUUGACACCGUCGAACCUCCAGAUAAGAGCAGAAUGGCCAAACUCUUAAAGAAGCACCAUAUCGACAUCUUUGCAGUUCAGGAGGCUCUAUCGGAUUAUAUCGCAAAGAAAACGCCGAAAGGGGAAACCCGUUCUAUCACUUUGGAUCAUAUCGUCAGGCGUGAUCAGGCCAAAGGUGUCGUGGUCUUGCUGCCAGUCAGCAAAAAGUUUGCAGACAAAGAGGUGGAUGCUAAAAUGGAGCAAUUGAUCCGUUGUGCCGAAUGGCUUGCAUAUCUCGAAGCGGACUGGGGUGUGUUUUGCAACGCGCUAGAAUAUCUUUACAAGAAGUUUUUUGUCAAUGGCAUGCUCUUAGAAGCCAGGGAACUCAGCUUCAGAUUACCUCUCUCUGAAGUGUCCCAGAAGCUCCUCAAGUACGACAUACGCGCGAGUUCAUACCAUGAAGACCUUUCUCUACUAGAUGAGAACUCGGUACUUCGCAGUCCGACAAAGAGUCCUUCCAAGACUUCACGGUUUCGCCGGCCUCAAACUGAAGAUGAACGACAGCAAAGCUACGACAAAGCCCUUGUUCUGCUCGACCUAGAGUUUGUUAUUUGGGCAUACAUUGCUUUAGACAAUUUCGCGGAAACUUGGGAGGCGUUUGAAUUACUCAAGAAUUCUGUGAACGCAGACGAUGUCCAGAUCGCAGAGCUCUCACAGGGUCUCCAAGAUUGCAUCGAACAAGCAACAGAGCAUGUAGAGGCUUUGCUUGACAAAGACUUGGGCGCGCUUACUCAAAAGUCAACUCCCGAGGAAGACAAAAAAUUGGCAUAUAUUCGGAAUAAUUACUUCCCAGAUAUCAUUCUGAAUUAUCUCAGCGCUCUAUACUACGCUAGCUUGAAGCUCGAUCGUGGAUUGCUGACCAGAAAUAUGGAAGUCGCGAUUGUACUUGCUGAGGACAACCUCAUUCUUGAUUGCUUCCGUCAUGCGUGCCGCUUGAGAGAGUUGGCGGAUGCCAUGGCUUUGGCAUCAGUAGCAAUGGUGAACGCACCUGCAGAAGCUAAGGUCAGGAAGAAGACGGAUGGGCCAGCUCGACUCGAUAUCUGGAAUAUUGAGGUGCCAAACGCUGAUAACGAUGCAAGGGUUCCAUCUAAAUCUUGA